UCACCACGUAACUGUAAAUUGUAAUCCAGACCGUUUCAGGAUGUGAAGAAAACGUACCAGCGUCCGCGUCUUUUAAAAUGAUCCAACACACACCACAGUCUUUUAGUAUCCAACAGGCGCUGAGAUUAUCCGAUGAAAAAGAAAUAAAGCAACAGGAGCGGUAGCAAUAACAUGACCAGAGGAUCUGAUGAACAUGCAGCACUGCAACCUGCUUUGUCUUCCUGAAAACUAUCAAAUGAAGUACUAUUUUUACCAUGGACUUUCCUGGCCACAGCUUUCCUACAUAGCUGAAGAUGAGAACGGAAAGAUAGUUGGAUAUGUUCUAGCCAAAAUGGAGGAGGAUCCUGAUGAUGUACCUCAUGGACAUAUUACAUCACUGGCUGUUAAGCGUUCCCACAGACGUCUUGGUCUUGCUCAGAAGUUAAUGGACCAGGCAAGUCGAGCCAUGAUUGAGAACUUCAAUGCCAAAUAUGUCUCUCUGCAUGUUAGAAAAAGCAAUCGAGCAGCCCUUCAUCUGUAUUCAAAUACGCUGAAAUUUCAGAUAAGUGAAGUAGAGCCAAAAUAUUAUGCAGAUGGAGAAGAUGCAUAUGCAAUGAAGAGGAACCUUACACAGAUGGCAGAUGAGCUGCAGAAGCCUGGUAUACGUUUGUGGGGAUCUGAGACGCCUCAUUCACAGACAGAUACAGUGACUGGGCUGGUGCAGAAACUUGCAGUACAAGAUGGAGAGAAGGAAGUAGAUGGAGACAGUGGAGGAGAGAGCAAAGAGAUGAGUGAAGUAAGCGAGGCCACAGAAAGUACAGAUGUUAAAGACUCUUCUUCUGAUUCCUAAACAAACCUUAAUUCAUCUGUCCCAACCCCACAUCUCACCUGGCUUUUUAAAUUGGUUAUUUUGGUUAAUUUAAUUAGCAACGUAUUAAAGCUGAUAAUGAUGGAAAUAUUUCUAAAAACAAAUUAAUUAAAUUUGACACAAUGUUACUCGUUGCUUUUU
Molecule: messenger RNA, 988 nt
Organism: Trichomycterus rosablanca
Lineage: Eukaryota; Metazoa; Chordata; Actinopteri; Siluriformes; Trichomycteridae
Gene: naa10
Product: N-alpha-acetyltransferase 10, NatA catalytic subuni
Exons: 8
Coding region: 188-829 (213 amino acids)
Biological process (GO): N-terminal protein amino acid acetylation
Cellular component (GO): NatA complex
Molecular function (GO): protein N-terminal-serine acetyltransferase activity; protein-N-terminal-glutamate acetyltransferase activity
Source: RefSeq, a predicted model, not a curated record